AUCGGCUCUACCGAUUGUUGUUUCCCGCGUAAAUUGCGACGCUGUGCAGAUGGUAGCGAUGGUGGAAAGAAAUGUUUUUAAUAAAUUAAUGAAGUUGUUUCGUCAGGUCGUUUUUCAACUUUCAUACCAACUUAUUUCGUAGCAAUGACACGGUCUAAAAAUAACCUAGUUCAGGCUAAGCCGACAUGGUUAGGUGUUGAAAAGAAAUGUAGGAAAAGAAAUCCAUUUACGUUUACGUGCAAAACUUACGAGGGGUUUGAAUUUAACGGCACAAGAGCAUGCGUUGGCGAUUUCGUUUUGGUAAAUGCUGACAGUGAUGAACCUGAUACUGUAGAAGGAUGUGAUGUAGCAAGAAUAGAACAUUUAUUUGAACACUCAACAAGAAAAAAUGAUAAGCAUAGAGCAAAUGUGCAGUGGUUUUCAAAGCCGAAUAAACUACCUGAGAGCGUCGAUAGGGAUCACAUAGAUGAGAUUUAUGAAGUCGUUGAGGACCAUCGAAAAUUUAGCAACAAUGUGAGCAUUGAAACGAUAUAUCAAAAGUGUCACGUAAUCUAUGCAUAUCAAGAUGCAAUACCUCAACAAGUACAUGAUGAGAAUAGAAGCUAUGGAAUAGUAUUUGUGUGCCGUUACAGACUAUGUACAAGAAAUUGCCAAUUUUACAUUGAGCCAGUGUUGAAUGUUGAUGACAUAUCGUCGAAUCCUACUCAGAGUAAAUCUUGUCUUAGAAAUGAUGAUGUGGACAAAAAUAGAAUAAAAUAUAUGCCAAAUACAAUUGUGACUGAAGAGUUAAAUGGUUUAUCAAUCAAGGAAAAUACAUCACAGGAGGCCGAAAGCAGAAAAGAGAAACAACUUGUUACAUCAAAGUCUAAAUCUGUCGGGUCAAAAAAUACUUUGCAAAACAGAUCUACAUUACAACAAUUUUCUACCAAAAGUAACUCUGAAGCUUCUAGCGCUCUAUCACCAACCAGAGAUGCUUCCGGUGUGUAUCAAAAUUCGAAUAUUAAGAAUUCUCCAAAAGCAACUCCCAGAAAAAAUCUUCUCAGAAGUAGCAGGAGGAGUGAAGCACCGUUGACCAGUACUUGUGUCACCAUCUUGAGAUCCAGGCGGGAUACACAUCGAACUCCUUCGGAGAAUGAUAUCAACGACGAAGUAAUAGAAAGUACUCCAAUCAAAAGCAAGUUGAAUGGUACAGUGCGAAAACGUCGAGCUUCUAGUGGUAGUAACAGCGGAGAAAGCUUAGAACCAAGGAGUCGAAGCAGCUCACCCGAAAUUGUGUCAGUUGGCCCUCCAGCAACUUACAAGCUUUGUCAGCUAAGUGGACAAAAUUUCAUAAUAAAGACACCAAUCGAUAUUCAAAGAAAGGAGACAAAAAAAUUAAAUGACUUGGAUAUAUCAAGCAUGCUGUUGUCUGAUGAUUCUGAUAAUGAACCAAUUAUUGACAGAAUUAUAAGAACCGGGUCAAAAAUUGUAGCAAGAUCAAAAUCAGAUGACACUGACUUUGAACUAUUGCAUACUCCAAUAAAAAAUGUUGAAUCAUUGGACAACAUAAAUGAGAAUACUCAAGUAGAGACUCCAAAAAGUGCACGUCGUAAUUUGUCACGGUGUUUGGAGAAUGAAAAUAGUUGUGACGCACGCAAAGACUUACUCUUGAAAAAAAUGGCAGAAAAACGUGAAGAUGCUUCAUUACGAAUAAAGCUGUGUAGAUCGUCUGAAUGGAGUAACUAUAAAAUAGAUUCUGAUUCAGAUGGCAGCGUUAACAAUAAAACGAGAAAACGAAAUGUUCCAUCUACUCCAAAAAGUAUAUUAAAAGUUAAUUCUAAAAGACCAAACACACCAAGUGUUCAUUUUGAUAAUCAUCCUGAGAUAAACGAAUAUUCACCAAUCUCUAAUCUAACUGAGAAACUGAUUAGAGUAGAAAUAAAAUUAGACCGUGUCGACAGCGAACAUGUUCGAAAAUCGUCCAGAGAUAGAAAAUUAAAUUCGAAAUAUUCAGAUGGCUGGAAUGCUGCUUCCCCGCCAAGCAAAAAAACAGAUUCCAAAAAAGUCAUUCAUGCAUCUACAAGAUCGAAUGAAACUCUCACGAAACGCAGUCGUAGAACUAGUAAUUCCAGUGAAAAUAACGACGACCCCGAUUUUUCUAGAGUGUCUCUGAGACCUAGAACGAGAAGCUUAAAAUAUUCCGAUCAUUAUGCCGACGAUAGUCCGUCACCAUCAAAAAAAAAAACUCCCAGCAAACGUAUUCGUGAAAAUGUUAAUUAUAACGAAGAGGCCAACAAUGAUUAUACAAAUUUAAAUGAAAAGGAGAUGAGCUGUACAAUGGACAAAAUGGAGUGGAAUGAUUGUGAAGUUGUUGAAUCUAAUGAGGAAAAUGAUCCCAACGGAACUCCAAGAAUGGCUACAAGCUCAAAAUAUCCUAUCAUCAAAGGCAGCAAUAAAAGCAGAAAUGUUCCUAACGACCAUGGAAUUUUAACCGAUAAAGAGAAAGCACUAAAUGUAGUAUCAAAAGAAAACAAUAACAAAACUAGUAUUGCCACAAACAAAAAUGAAGAUCUCAAAUUGAUGCAAACACCCAGGAGAUCUAGAAGAACUCUGAGUACUCAUGAUGAUGUAUCGACUCCUGAUCGAAGAAGCGGGAAAUUAGAUCAUAAAGAAAUUGAACCAAAAACGCCAAGGCGGAGCGUUACUGCACCAAAACUUCAAACGCCUUCGAAAUCUGUGAAAACUGGUUUACUGACCCCAUCCAUGCGACAACGUAACAUAAGCAUUUCCCAGCCCUCGACGCCUCUGCAGGAAGCCAGAGCCCGUUUACAUGUCAGUGCUAUUCCUAAGUCUCUGCCGUGCAGGGAAGAAGAGUUUAAUAAUAUUUAUACAUUUUUAGAAGGAAAACUGACAGACAACAGCGGAGGUUGCCUCUACAUAAGUGGAGUACCUGGUGCAGGCAAAACAGCAACUGUAAAUGAAGUAAUACGGUGUUUGAGAAAAUCAGUGUCCAAAAAUAAACUUGAUCAUUUCGAAUUCAUUGCAAUUAACGGGAUGAAGUUAACUGAGCCAAGGCAAGCGUAUGUCGAGAUAUUGAAGCAAUUAACAGGGAAGAAAGCUACAUGGGAACAAGCUCAUGAGCUACUUGAUAAGAGAUUCACAAGGGCUGCGCCCAGGAGGCUUAUGACUUUACUGCUCAUCGAUGAGCUUGAUAUUUUGUGCAACAAACGGCAAGAUGUAGUCUACAACUUGUUAGAUUGGCCUGCUAAAUCGACUGCUCAGCUUGUAGUAAUUACAAUUGCCAAUACCAUGGAUUUGCCUGAAAGAGUUUUAAUGGGGCGUGUCACAUCUCGAUUGGGUCUUACCCGAUUGACAUUUCAACCCUAUACUCACAAACAGCUACAAGAAAUAGUUGUUGCUAGAUUAAAUGAUUCAAAUGCUUUCAAAAGUGAAGCCAUACAAUUAGUCGCUCGGAAAGUAGCUGCUGUAUCUGGUGAUGCAAGAAGGGCACUGGAUAUUUGUCGGCGCGCAACUGAGUUAGCAGAAGUAAAUAGAUCUGAUAUUGUGUCAAUUCAAGACGUUAAUGAAGCCCUAACGGAAAUGAUUGCCAGUCCAAAAGUUCAAGCUAUAAGGCAUUGCUCAGAAAUGGAACAAAUGUUCUUACAGUCUGUUUGUGCAGAAGUUGGACGUACGGGUGUCGAAGAAGUCGUUUUUAAGAACAUUUAUAGUCAGCUGAUAUCACUCUGUUCUCUAGAAGGUCUAAAGGUGCCUACCGUGACUGAAGCUAUUAUAAUUUGCGCGAAACUCGGUGCUUCCAGAUUAUUAAUAUGCGAACAUUCGAGAGCGGAUAUACAUCAAAGGGUCCUCUUAAAUAUCUCGUCGGAUGAUGUUCAUUUUGCGAUGCGCAUAACUGAUGUUUAGCUAAAAAAAAUGCCACAUAUUAUCAUUGCCCAAUAGUAUUUUAUGUUGAUUCGUUGAUAUUUAAGAUAAUUUGUGUGUGUCAUAUUUUAGUAAAAUACGAAAUUGUGAAAAUGAUUAUUUUUCUUUUACUCUUGUGACUAGCCAAACUUUUACAUACAUACAUAGUAUAAAUCUCGUCAAUAUA
This is a messenger RNA of Diprion similis, 4084 nucleotides long. It is a transcript of the gene Orc1, whose product is annotated as origin recognition complex subunit 1. Gene Ontology annotation, biological process: mitotic DNA replication checkpoint signaling; DNA replication initiation. The record is from RefSeq and is a predicted model, not a curated record. Gene Ontology annotation, molecular function: ATP binding; DNA replication origin binding; ATP hydrolysis activity. Lineage: Eukaryota; Metazoa; Arthropoda; Insecta; Hymenoptera; Diprionidae. Bases 145 to 3900 code for a protein of 1251 amino acids. Gene Ontology annotation, cellular component: nuclear origin of replication recognition complex. The transcript has 9 exons.